Molecule: messenger RNA, 1188 nt
Organism: Daldinia decipiens
Lineage: Eukaryota; Fungi; Ascomycota; Sordariomycetes; Xylariales; Hypoxylaceae
Product: cyclin-like protein
Exons: 3
Coding region: 1-1188 (395 amino acids)
Biological process (GO): mitotic cell cycle phase transition; regulation of cyclin-dependent protein serine/threonine kinase activity
Cellular component (GO): cytoplasm; nucleus; centrosome
Molecular function (GO): cyclin-dependent protein serine/threonine kinase regulator activity
Source: RefSeq, a predicted model, not a curated record
AUGGCCUACUCAACCUCAACCGACUGUGGUUUCUUCGUCGAAUCCGAUGAGCCUCGGCAACCCCGAAUCAGCAUGAAGGAUGCAGCAAAGAUGCUUGCCCGAAACAGGCAAGAGAUGAUUGCCAAUGAGCUGUCCCGCUUAGCUGGCGACGAGUAUCUCGAGGAUGUCAUGCAGCACAUGAGGCACAUGGAGGACGAGACGCUACCGGAUGCCAAUUUGAUUGACAUGCAGCGGGAGAUCCAAUGGUUCAUGCGGCCUUACCUGAUCGACUUUUUAAUCGAGGCUCAUGCCGCAUUCUCGCUUCUGCCGGAGACCCUGUUUCUGACUGUGAACUUGUUAGAUCGGUACUGUUCAAAGCGAGUGGUGUAUAAGCAGCAUUAUCAGUUAGUCGGAUGCGCCGCCCUUCUCAUCGCUGCCAAGUAUGGCGACAAGAAAGAUCGGGUACCCCAAAUCAAUGAGCUGAACAAUAUGUGUUGUGGUCUUUACGAUUCGGGAAUGUUCACGCAGAUGGAGAUGCAUGUCCUCAAUACGCUCGAGUGGACUAUCGGACACCCGACUGUCGACUUCUUUACGCAACUUAUCGUCGCCGAGGAAGCCGAUGACCGCGAAGUUGAGCACAUGGCUGCUUAUCUCUGUGAAAUUGCAUUGUACCACCGAGACUUUGUUUCUACCAAGCCGUCGAUCAUGGCACGUGCCUCGCUCGCUCUCGCACGUGCGAUACUUGGACGACCCGAAGUCAACGACGGCGAGUGGGAUCAUGUGGAGAACGUUACGGUCCUCGCUCUAUCUCAGCACUUGCAUCAGCCAUCGGUUACGUUGUCAAGGAAAUACUCGUCUCACCACCUCUCUCGCGUCUCUGGAAAGCUUGCUGAGUUUCUUGCACAGCAAGCAGCUAUUUCCCGUCGAGCGCAAGGCCCACCCUCGCCUCCCGCGGAGCCCACUCUGUCAACGCAACACCCUAGCAUAUAUAGCACUCCUCAAAAAGGACAUGGUGCCGCCAUUGGUGUCGCGGAUGGAUAUCUAACGCCACCUAUCACUCCCGACGGUGUUAACUUUGGUGUUGUCACAGAUCCGAUGAACAAAUAUGUCCCACCCAGGUGUCCGGUCACUCCCACACCUCAACCUCCCAGUGCAACCGGGUGUGCUCAGCAGCAGCCCCCCGCGCAGCAUGGCCCGAUGGUUUCGUGA